UGAAUCUCAUCUGAUCCUGUUGCCUACAGAAUAGAAUGUAAUGAACCAGUCAAACUCUGUGGAAGUUCACGGUAAAGCUGUACCUAUUUUUAUAAAUAAUUUAGAAGCUGCAUACUGAUUGAUCAUUGGUUUACAUUUUCAAUUUUUCUCUUCCUCUGAUUUCAGGUACAACCAAAACUUUAUCAGACCAUCUGAAACGGAAGCACGAUGAAGCAUUCAAGACCUAUAACGCGGACAAAGAGCGGCUUGAACUUGAAAAGAAAAAGCGUAAGGAGGAAUCAUGUGGAGCUGCCCACCCCUUGAUUACAACGGUUCUUAAAAAAAAGAAAAUUCAGUGGUCUUCCAAGCAUCCCAAAGCCCAAGCCCUUACAAAGAAGACGGCGCAGUGGCUCGUGAAAGGUUUCCACCCAUACACAGACGUUGAACAACCAGAGUUCCUUGAACUAAUAGAAAUGACAGAACCUAACUACCAUGUGCCAUCAGCGGACAAUUUCGCAUCGGUAAUUAUUCCAGAACUUUAUAAUGAAAAAAAAGCAGAGUUAAAGAAAACCAUUGACGAGGAUAAAGAUUCCAUGUCUUCAUUUUCAUUCACUACUGAUGGUUGGACAUCAAAAGCUGGGGACUCCUAUUUAGGUGUUACUGGCCACUACCUUGAUGAUGACUUUUAUUUUAAAAAUAUGUGUUUAGGUCACGAAAAAUUGAAUGGAUCUCACACUGGUGUUAACAUGAAAAAUGCUCUUCAAAUUAAGUUAGCAGAAUAUAAUUUAAUCCCAUCAACUAUCCCAAUUUAUGCUGUCUCUGAUAACGCACCAAAUAUUGUUAAUGCUCUUAAUUUGCUGUCAUCAGAAGAUGUUGAUGUAACCCGCAUACCCUGUUUCGAUCAUGGCCUUAAUCUUGCAGUUUCCGAUGUGAAGGAACAAACAAAAAAUUUUAGCAACACAUGCGCAAAAACAAGGUCUCUUGUUGGCUUCUUUAAACAUAGUUCCUCUGCUCGAGACGUCUUCCAUGAGGUGCAAAUUGAGAGAGGACUGCCACCUCUUGAACUUAUGCAGGACGUUCCCACCCGAUGGAAUUCGGAAUUCUUGAUGUUAUCACGUCUUUGUAAGGUCAGAGAACCUUUAAGCAUAGCCAUCGGUCGCUUGAAAGACAGCCCUGUAGAGGAUCUGACAACCAGAGAAUGGAGUGUUGUUGAGUCGUAUGUUAAUGUUUUACGACCCUUAUAUGAUGCUACCGUCACUAUGAGUGCUGAAAAUAAACCUACAAUUUCUUCUGUCAUUCCUACCCUCAGUACUGUGGAAGAUAUUUUAACAGGUAUUGUGAGUACCGAAAUAGGAACAACCCCAAGUAAAACAUUAGCAAAGAAUUUAAAGUUACAAAUUCAGUCACGUUUUCCAAACUACACAGAAGACAAGAUUUAUGUAAUAAGUAUGAUGCUUGAUCCAAGGUACAAGGAUAUGCUUAUCGAUUCAUCAAAAAAAAACAGAUGGGUUGAAGUAAUAAAGACCGAAGCCAACAAAAUGGCUGAAGCUUUGGCUGAGAAGGCAAAAAAAGCAUCUCAAGUUACUGCUACUCCCUCAACAUCACAAGUUAAUGCCCCUUCAAGCUCAACUACUCCUGCAACAAGUUUGAGAGCUUCGAUGAAAAGAGUGCUUUCCCAAAAAACGAGCCAAAGUGAAAUGUCAGUUAAGUCCCUUCUGGACCUGGAAUUAGGUCACUAUUUUGCAGAAGCUCCAAUAGGACUUGAUGAUGAUCCGCUCAAGUUCUGGCGCGAAAGUAGGUCCAAAUACCCCCUACUUAGACCAGUUGCAAAAAAAUAUUUGGGGAUUCCUGCGUCGCAAUGUGCUUGCGAACGUCAAAAUUCUACUGGAACUAAUGUUGUUACCGCAAGAAGGAGACGAUUGACACCCUUACACGUCGAACAAUUAGUUUUCUUGCAUGAAAACUUGUAAUGGUGAUCUGCACUUGUCCAUGUAAACACGGAACAAAAAAUUAAAUUGCUAAUCUGACAAUUCAAUUGCUAAAAAAAGUGACUGCAACGU
This is a messenger RNA of Bemisia tabaci, 2039 nucleotides long. The record is from RefSeq and is a predicted model, not a curated record. Lineage: Eukaryota; Metazoa; Arthropoda; Insecta; Hemiptera; Aleyrodidae.